CCUUCAAUUCUCUACCCUGCCUGUGAAAGCUAUGGACAAAAUGAUGCCUUCUGAAGAAGAAGUUUUGCUCUUAUGCAAGAAAUACGACAAGAUGAAACCAACCGUUCACGAUGUCAUGAAAGACGCGGAGAAUCUCAACAAAAACUUUUCGUCCGCUGGCGUUUCUUUGAUCCUAGAGUGUAGAUUGCUAACAGCAGUUGCAAAUCAUCCUUGUUUUCUUCCCGAAAAUCCUCUUAAUGCUGAAGUACAAGUGAAUUCACUGCUCCCGUACCUGUCCUCCUCCUGCUCUUGGGUUCGAUCCAUGGCUUGCAGCCUUAUGAGAGUUUUUGCUUCGCGAUUGGAUCCCAAAGGUCAGCACAUAGAAACACAAGUUGUUAUAGUUUGCAAAAAUCUUCAGACAACUUAUGAGGAAUCUUUUGCGGUUAAGGAUACAAGGUUUCAUCUUUGUCAAGUUAUAGCCUGUUCAUCACUUUGCUACAUCACAAUUUCCUGGGCAGCUCUCCUUCCCCUCAGUGCUAUAAAGUUUGUUCUCUUAACUUUGCAAACUGUUCUGAGCAUUCUGAACAAUCCAGGAGAGUGUACAAGUUCAUUUCUUUAUCAGGUAGCUCUGGAUGGUCUUGGGAAGCUACUCAAGUGUCCUGCAACAUGGAAUGUUUUAUCAAUGUUAGAGAAACAAGAUACACUGACAAAAUAUAUGGGAAUAUUUCUUGAAAAGGAAAGAUCUACUGAUGAUGUCAAUAUAACUGCUCGGAUGCUGGAGGUUAUUGACGAUGCUGAUGUCCUUCAUGCCAUCCUGAAUUUACCAGAUAAACAUGUCGUUGGAAAAUUGGCCAAGUAUUUACUGGACCUCUUACCUCCCAUCACUUCAUCAGCUGAAGCCCCACUCUUAGACCUCAGAUGGAAGUCCCUGAGUAUCAUUUACACAUUGCUUCAGCUGGCUAAAACUAAGGAACUCUCUCAACUGGAUGUUUUAUUUGACAGAGGGUGUUGUGAUACUGAAAAAGUUAACAGACUUUACACUGUAGUAAAAAGGAAAUUUCAGUUUGACUAA
Pocillopora verrucosa is the source of this 1051-nucleotide messenger RNA. RefSeq lists its product as uncharacterized. Lineage: Eukaryota; Metazoa; Cnidaria; Anthozoa; Scleractinia; Pocilloporidae. The record is from RefSeq and is a predicted model, not a curated record.